AUGCCAUUGUGUUCUUCUUCCCCGUUCUUUUGGCCUGUAGCCGAACCUCGAACUCGUUCCUCCUUACGCCGAUUUGAUGAUUUUGGUGACUUUUUUAAUGUUCCAAGAACUGUUUCAAUUUAUUGGCCAACAUUGAAUGGAGCAUUUGAACAAAUUUUGAAUGAUGGAACUCAUCAAAUUAACGAUUUACUCGGCAACAUCCGUCAAACAGAUGAUUCCUUAUUCAAAUUUUCUUGUGAUGCUUCUGAUUAUCGACCUGGAGAAAUUGAAGUUAAAAUUGAUGGAGAAGAAUUAAUAAUUACUGCAGAACGUUCCUCCUUACGCCGAUUUGAUGAUUUUGGUGACUUUUUUAAUGUUCCAAGAACUGUUUCAAUUUAUUGGCCAACAUUGAAUGGAGCAUUUGAACAAAUUUUGAAUGAUGGAACUCAUCAAAUUAACGAUUUACUCGGCAACAUCCGUCAAACAGAUGAUUCCUUAUUCAAAUUUUCUUGUGAUGCUUCUGAUUAUCGACCUGGAGAAAUUGAAGUUAAAAUUGAUGGAGAAGAAUUAAUAAUUACUGCAGAACAUAAAAAAGAAGACGAACAUCAAUCAAUUCAUCGUUCAUUUACUCGACGUGUUCAAUUACCCAAAAAUAUUAAAAAGGAAACAAUUGAAUGCAGCGUUGAUUCUAAUGGACAAUUUAAUGUUACAGCGGAAUUAAUUAAACCGGAAAAGAAGCAAGAAGAAAAACAAAAAGCUAUUAAAAUUCCAAUUAAAAUUGUUGGAGAAAACGGAGAAAUUGAAGGGGAGAAGGCAAAAACGGCUGAACAAAAGGCCGAAGAAAAGAAGGAAGACGAAAAGGACUAG
Messenger RNA from Meloidogyne enterolobii, 846 nucleotides. The record is from the annotation of a GenBank genome assembly. Lineage: Eukaryota; Metazoa; Nematoda; Chromadorea; Rhabditida; Meloidogynidae.